AUAAGUUUAAUUAUAUUUUUUAGUCUCAAAUUGAAUAUUAAAAUGCAUGCUCUGUAAUAUUAAUAAUAAGAAAUAAAAUAGAUGUUUUUAUUUGAGACAAUUGUUUAAUCUCAUAACCGACAAUAAAACAAUUAUUUCUGUCGUUUGAAGGUGCUUGUAUCGUUACGGCUUUUUAUGAUAAGACUAAUUUUAAUAAAAUAAAAUAAAAAAAAACAUGCAAGAAGACGAUAAAGUUCCUUUAAUUGGUCAUUCCACUCUUAAAGAAUUUACUCAAGAUAUUUUACAAAAAACUGUACAAUUGACGCAAUAUGGAAAUGCACUUGCAACCAAUUUAGAAAAUUAUGAAUAUUUUUCAAGUUUUCCAAUAUACUCUGAGUUUUGUUUGGAAGAAGGAUCUCGUUUAGUAAAUAUAAUUGGUGAACUUUUAAAACACCAUGGUGUACAAUGUUCUUGGUCUAGUCAAAAAAUAGACAUUGAAGAAAGAUUUGAAAGGUUAAUCGAUGCAAAUGAUGUGAUGCUGGAAACAAUUGGAUCAUUAUUAGAUGAAGCAGCUGGUUUGAAAAAAAAUAAUAAGCCAAUUCUUCCACCAACAUCUAUAUACAAACAAAGUUCUCCUGUUGUAUCCAGUUGGAAUAAAGACAAGAAUUAUAAAUCUGCAGCUAAAAGUGGUGCCUUUAAAUUGCUUUUAGCAAAAAAUAUUCAAAGACCUCAGUUAAAGUUUAUUAAUAAGAUUGAUAACAGUAAUAAACCUUUUGUUCCUUAUAUAAAGCAAAAACACAAUGCUAUAAAACGUGAUAUUUUGAGUGAUUUUAGGACUGAAAUAGAAGAUUUUGAAAGUCAUCCAUAUGCCUACGAACUUUCUAAGUUAGAACCUCAUGAUUGGCAAUUAGAGGAAGCUGAACCUUUAAAAUAUCCUAUGUUAGACACUACAAACCUAACAUAUAUUGACACAGAUGAAGGUUUAAACGAUUUAAUUAACAAGUUAAAAAAAGUAAAAGAAAUAGCAGUUGACUUGGAACAUCAUUCUUAUCGUUCUUUUCAGGGGUUUCUUUGCCUAAUGCAAAUAUCAACGCGUUUUGAAGACUUUAUCAUUGACACAUUGGCACUUAGAGAAGAAAUGUACAAGAUAAAUGAAAUUUUUUCAGAUCCUAACAUACUUAAAGUUAUGCAUGGUGCUGAUUCAGAUAUUGGUUGGUUACAAAGAGAUUUUGGAGUAUAUGUAGUGAACAUGUUUGACACUGGUCAAGCUGCAAGAACUCUUCAUGAAGAUCGUUUCUCACUGGCAUAUUUGUUGAGUAAAUAUUGCAAUGUAGAUGCCCAAAAGCAAUACCAGUUAGCUGAUUGGCGAAUUAGACCAAUCCCUAAAGAAAUGAUUCUUUACGCGCAAGAAGAUACCCAUUACUUAUUAUAUGUUUAUGACAUAUUGAGGAAUCAGCUGCUCAAUAAAGGUAAUGCAAACAAAAAUCUUUUAAAAAGUGUCUAUUCUAAAAGUACUUCAAUAUGUGCAACAAUGUAUCAAAAACCAUUGUUUAAUAAUGAUAGUUAUAUAGCUACAUAUGAAAAAUAUAGAGGUCGACUUAAUCCUCAACAGUUAGAGUGUUUUAGACUUUUGUUUGAAUGGAGAGAUAAAACUGCUCGUGAAGAAGAUGAAAGCAUUGUUUAUACCCUACCAAAUCAUAUGUUAUUUCAAAUUGCAGAAAAUUUACCGAAAGAACCACAAGGGGUCAUUGCUUGUUGCAACCCAGUUCCACCUCUUGUAAAACAGAGAAAUACAGAAAUUCAUUUGCUCGUUAUGUUGGCAAGAGAAUUCGAUCCUCAGAAAUGUCACCAGUCUAGUAACAAUACUAAUGAUCUGCAAAACAUUCAAAAUACAAAUAAGAUCAAUCUAAGUGAUGUUAGCUUAAAAUGUGGAUUUGAAAUAUAUAAGGUUACUGGACCAAGUGUUGAAUCAAAGCAGCCAACAAUCAAUCUUUUUGAAGAUAAAGUUUUUGAGGGUUAUAGCAAUCAAGGAAAGGCUGCUGCCAUCCUUAGUGCUCUUAUUAGUCCAUUUUUAGUGUAUUUACCAAAUAUUGGAAAAGAAAUUGUUGCACCAGCUGAAAUAAAUAAAGCUUGGGAAGAAGCGUGUAAAAAAGUAGAGGCUAUACCUGAUGUUGUUGAGCCUAAACCCAAUGUUGUUGAGCCAAAAAAAAAGAAAAAGAGACCAUUUAAUCAUGAUGCAGAAGAGAAAACACUUAGAGAGUUGUUACCAAAAAAGCAAAUACAGGACAUAUCAAAAGUAGACCAAAAAGUCAAAGUUUCCUAUGAUGAGACUGUAAAAGAAAAGGCAGAUUAUGUGCCUUUUGAUUACUCUGCUGUUGAUAUGAAAAGAUUUAUUAAUAAGCCAUCCAACUCUAUUCCUUUAGAUGCUUACCAAUCUCAGGAUGUUAAAAUCGGAAAAGUAAUAAAGACGGGAGUUCGUUCUAAGGCAAAAUCAAUGACUUUUAAGCAUUAAUAUUUCAAAAGAUUUUUAAUUUUUAUUGAGUUUUAUUGGUUUAGUUUUUAA
This is a messenger RNA of Hydra vulgaris (swiftwater hydra), 2542 nucleotides long. Lineage: Eukaryota; Metazoa; Cnidaria; Hydrozoa; Anthoathecata; Hydridae. The record is from RefSeq and is a predicted model, not a curated record.